UCUCAAAAAAGGUGCAUCCACACUGAUACGUGAGUUUUAUAUGAUUGCCUGCUGUUGGCCGCUUGUAUAAAGUCUGAAAACCCCGUUACAUAAGGGUGUUGUCACCAGCGCUUCACCUCACGAGCUCGCACCACACGAACAGAUCGGCUGAUCUUCCAGCAUGGCGAAGCGGGUGGCAGUGAUCGGUGGCGGGUGUAGUGGACUAGCGGCCAUCAAGUGCUGCCUGGAUGAAGGGUUGGAACCCGUGUGUUUCGAGCGCACCGACGAGCUGGGCGGCCUGUGGCACUACACGGAGCAGGUGAAGGACGGCCAGGCCUGCGUCAUGAGGUCAACGGUCAUCAACACCAGCAAAGAGAUGAUGUGCUACAGCGACUACCCCAUCCCCAAGGAGUACCCUAACUUCAUGCACAACACCUACGUGUGGCAGUACUUCCAAGACUACGCCAAACACUUCGGCCUGACUGACUACAUUCGCUACAACAUGGAGGUGGUGAGCGUCAAGCGAGCCCCUGACUUCCUGGAGUCUGGACGCUGGCUCAUAGACACGCGAGAUCACAAGACCGGCGACACGAGCCGCGAGACGUUUGACGCUGUGAUGGUGUGCACGGGCCACCACGCGGACAAGAACGUGCCGCACUUCGCCGGCCUGAGCGACUUCCAGGGCAAGGUACAGCACUCCCACGACUACCGCACUGCCCAGGGGCUGGAGGACAAGCGGGUUGUGGUGGUGGGCUUGGGCAACUCCGGCGUGGACCUGGCUGUGGAGCUCAGCAAAGUGUCCAAGCAAGUGUACUUGAGUACACGACGGGGUGGAUGGAUAUUCAACAGGGUCGACGAAGGAAGUGGUCUGCCAUUUGAUCUCACAUUCAGCGGCCGAUUAUUUUCUACAAUACAAAGCUUUCUUCCGUUUUGGCUGGUGCAGCAAAUCGUUAUGGCAAAACUCAACAGGAAAUUUGACCACUACCUGUAUCGUCUGGCACCGGAAGAUCCUCCUCUUUCACAGCACCCUGUCGUUAACGAUGACCUGCCGAAUGCCAUCAUCACCGGGCGAGUGAAAGUGAUGGCUGACAUCAAGAAAUUCACUUCACAUGGAGUGGAGUUUGUGGACGGGAGUGCCGAGGACAACAUAGACGCAGUUCUGCUGGCCACGGGUUACAUCUUCGGUUUCCCGUUCGUGGAGAAGGAGGUAAUCGAUGUCCAGCAGAACCGCCUGCCGCUCUUCAAGUUCUGCUUCCCACCCGACCUGCAGCACAACACCAUCGCCUUCAUUGGCUGCUUCCAGCCUCUGGGCGCCAUCAUGCCAGCCGCCGAACUGCAGUGUCGACUGGCGGCCAGAGUCUUUAAGGGCGAAGCCAAGUUGCCGUCGCGGUCCGAGAUGUGGGAGGACAUCAGGAAGAAGGAGGCGGCGAUGGCACAACGCUACGUGCACACUCAGCGCCACACCAUCCAGGUGGACUGGGUGCCCUUCAUGGACGAGCUGGCAAAUCUCAUCGGCUGCAAGCCGCAGAUUGGUUCUUUGUUCCUGUCUGACCCCAAACUAGCCUGGACCGUGUUGAUGGGGCCCGUGACCCCCUACACAUAUCGUCUGCACGGUCCGGGGUCGUGGGCCGGAGCCCGGGAGGCUGUCCUCACCACCAUGGACAGGGUUCGAUUCCCGUUCAGCACUAAGCCCGUCCCUCGCCGCUUUGACGCCAACCUGAGACUGCUCGCUCACCUGUUAGCCAUCGCUGUGGUUAUCAUCCUCAUGCUUUUUAUUUUUCUCUAAAAGCACAUGAUAGAAAAUUCUGAUACAGGGCAAUAUUAUAUGAGAUUAUGGCUUGUACAACACAGGAGAAAACCAACACUAUCAAAUCCACGGACAGCUGCACGCUAUGUUUAACAGUUAAACUACUCCAUGUACACAGGAUAUAUUAUGACUUGAGACUGCUUGCGCACCUGUUAGCCAUUGCUGUGGUUAUCAUCCUAAUACUUUUUUAUUUUUCUCUAAAAGCAGCUUAAAAAUGAAGUACUGUGCAGUGCUUGUGUUUUAUUGGAUUUACAUUUUUACUAUUUUGAAUGCCUUAGUGUAGAUGCAAGCUGGCCAGCAAUCGUCCGCUUUCUAGACACAUGUAAAAAUAAUAUGAAGUAUUUCAAAAUGUGAUUAAGUCAGAUAUCACCCUCAGUCCUUUGACUGGUUCAGAAAAUGUAGCUGUGCAGGGUGGAAUACAGCAUUCAGUUGUGUAUAAAGUAGUGCAUGGGAUUAGGAUUAGGCACACUGCAAGUAUGUGACUAGUGAGGGUGGGCAUCACAGAAAUAUGUUCUUUGUGCAAUGUCACUUUGAAAAAUAUAUGUUAUUAUAUAAUAAUAUAAAAAUAUUAAUGAGCUAAUGCUGUGUUUUUAGAUUUGUUACACACGAACUUUAUGUUACACACGAACUUUUUUUCUCUCUGAGAAACGAUAUUUAUACUCAUCGAUAUUUAAAAACUUUUUGCUUAAAAGCAUCUUUAUUAUAGUCCCACCCCCUGUUAUAAAGAAAACGGCGACUUUAAAGUCAAAUAAUAAAAAUAA
Molecule: messenger RNA, 2547 nt
Organism: Pomacea canaliculata
Lineage: Eukaryota; Metazoa; Mollusca; Gastropoda; Architaenioglossa; Ampullariidae
Product: dimethylaniline monooxygenase [N-oxide-forming] 5-like
Exons: 9
Coding region: 161-1765 (534 amino acids)
Molecular function (GO): N,N-dimethylaniline monooxygenase activity; NADP binding; flavin adenine dinucleotide binding
Source: RefSeq, a predicted model, not a curated record